Molecule: messenger RNA, 1549 nt
Organism: Mercenaria mercenaria
Lineage: Eukaryota; Metazoa; Mollusca; Bivalvia; Venerida; Veneridae
Product: peptidoglycan-recognition protein SC2-like
Exons: 4
Coding region: 161-742 (193 amino acids)
Biological process (GO): peptidoglycan catabolic process; innate immune response
Molecular function (GO): zinc ion binding; N-acetylmuramoyl-L-alanine amidase activity; peptidoglycan binding
Source: RefSeq, a predicted model, not a curated record
UGCUAUCUUAAAAUGAAUCAAAUAAACAACUAAAAGGAAGAAGGUCGAUAAUGACAUAAAUGACAUAAAAAUUAUUAAGACUGGCAAUUUUUCAUACAUUCAUUUUAUAUUCAGUGUUGCACUCUUACAACAUAGUGAAGGAACGCAUCAAAUAUUUAAAAUGAAUACUUCCCUGCUGCUGUGCUUAGCCAUUUUGGUUGGAAUAAACUGUGUCCAGCUUCCUGGAUGUCCGAGAAUAAUUUCAAGGAGUGAGUGGAACGCUCGUCCAGCUGUGAAAACCACCUGGAUGUCUAAUUCGGUUACUUACGCUAUAAUCCAUCAUGCUACUGGAAGUCGGUGUUUCAGCACAGCAACGUGCAAGACAAAAGUUAAAUCGUACCAAAACUACCACAUGGAUACAAAGGGAUGGUGGGACAUCGGUUAUAACUUUGUAGUUGGUGAAGAUGGAAAUAUUUAUGAAGGACGCGGCUGGAAUGUGAGAGGGGCACAUGCCGGUAGUUCAACAAUAAACAGAAACAGCAUAGGGAUUUGUGUGAUAGGUGAUUUCAGUAACACAGUUCCAAACACAGCUGCUCAAAACGCCGUGAAAAGUUUGCUGAAAUGUGCUAAAAACAACGGCAAAUUGGCAUCAUCUUAUACACUGUGUGGUCACCGUGAUGUAAGAAGUACACAGUGCCCUGGUCAAAGCUUUUACAGCCUUAUCAAAACAUGGAGCAAUUACAAUCAGAACUCAAGAUGUUGAUACAGUGUCUGUGUACGAUUCCAUAACUUUUCCUUGCUUUCUCUGCGUAUGAUAAAAAAACAUUGUGCUUGGUCAGAAUAUCGUAACUUGCAAAACUCAUUUAGAAAUGUAUUUCACGUAAUGCUUGAUAUAAAAUAAAACUGUAUAAAUGGAUAAUAUUGACAAUAGUUACUGUAUAUCAAAUACAAUUAAUAUGAACAGUUACUUAAUGUAUUCACAAGUAAACUAUAUCAUUCAUUUGUUAGAUUGAUUACAUGUUUCAUGUCUUUCUUCCAUUUAAUUACUGAAAUAUUAGAAUGAAACAUGUCAGAUAAUUUCAUAUACAAAUACAUGUGUUAUUGUGUAUUGUGUUACUGCAGAAUCCCAAGAAUGGUUGGCGUCCGAGCACAGAAGGGCAAGGGUACCAACUUAUCAGUGAUUCUGAAGCUAUUAUUACAUGAAAUAAACAUGUGCUGACGCUAUUCUUGCAUAAAACGGGUAAAGGCUUAUAAAUGAGUAUAAUUGUCCUUCAACUGCAUUUUCAAUGAACUGCGCGGGAAUGUCUGUGUUGUUUUAGUACGUUGACGUUAUUUCAUUUUAAAUUAUCCGUUUGCGGGCCGUAAUGCGUUUACGCUUUGUCACGGAACGAGCAUGUAUAAAAAUGUGUUUUAUCAGCACGUGCGUGCGGGAAUCUCUCUAUUAACACACGUGUUCUCUCCUGUUAAAACACACCCGAAAAGGGACAAGCACUGCAGUUUUAUGCUAGAAUAUGUAGACAGUACGAUGUAUUUAUGUUAACUUUUAAGUUUAAAAUAAAUUUCUAUUCUA